Molecule: messenger RNA, 807 nt
Organism: Aspergillus mulundensis
Lineage: Eukaryota; Fungi; Ascomycota; Eurotiomycetes; Eurotiales; Aspergillaceae
Product: cell wall mannoprotein 1 family protein
Exons: 1
Coding region: 1-807 (268 amino acids)
Cellular component (GO): extracellular region
Source: RefSeq, a predicted model, not a curated record
AUGAAGUUCACCGGCUUGUUCACCCUGGCCCUGGCCACCACCGCCCUGGCCACCCCAGCCAAGCGCCAGUCCUCCCCCGCCGACAUCAUCGACACCAUCUCCGGCCAGGUCGCCGACCUCAACUCCGCCGUCGACUCCUACAGCGGCGGCGACCCCUCGGCCGUCCAGUCCGCCUCGGACUCCCUCGUCAGCACCAUCAACUCCGCCGUCGAGCAGGUCAACAGCGGCCCGGACCUCUCCAACUCCGACGCCCUGGCCCUCACCUCGCCCAUCCAGGACCUGACCGACGACGUCGAGUCCGUCGUCAACAAGAUCAUCGACAAGAAGGACCAGUUCGUUGAGGCCGGCGCCGGCGGCGCCGUCAAGUCCUCCCUGAACGACCAGUACACCGCCGCGUCCUCCCUCGCCGACGCCCUGACCUCCAAGGUCCCCAGCGCCCUGUCCGACAUCGCCGCCGAGCUCUCCGCCGGCAUCACCGCCGCCAUCCAGAAGGGCAUCGACGCCUACAAGGAUGUCGAGGAGGGCGGCAGCUCGUCUACCUCUGCUACUUCCACUGCCACUGCCACCGAGACCUCCACCGGCUCUGAGACUGAGACCGCCACCUCCACCGAGACUGACGCGCCCACUUCCACCUCGUCUACCCCUGUCAUCCCCACCUCCACUGAGUCCUCCGGCUCCGAGUCCACCCCCACCAGCUCCCCCUCCGAGACCCCUGCUGGCCCCGAGUUCACCGGUGCCGCCUCCAAGGAGCGCUUCUCCCUCGUCGGCGGUGCCCUUGCCGCCGUCGCUGUUGUCGUUGCCAUCUAA